Molecule: messenger RNA, 1817 nt
Organism: Prorocentrum cordatum
Lineage: Eukaryota; Dinophyceae; Prorocentrales; Prorocentraceae
Source: the annotation of a GenBank genome assembly
GAGGAAGGAAGCAAGAAAGGAAGGAGCGCGGGGCGCUGUCUCUUCGAAACGAGGACCCAACACCACAGGACGGUUGGGAAAAAGGUGGUGGACUGCCACGCCGCGGGGGAGCCCGCGAGGGUCGUGGUCGGAGGGCUGCCCACCGUGCCCGGCGCCACCAUGCUGGAGAAGCGGGCUCACGUGAUGGAGCACCUCGACGGGCUGCGGAAGCUGCUCAUCACGGAGCCCCGAGGCCACGUGCACCAGGUUGUUCGAUAAGCACCCUCACCGUGCCAGUCCGCCCGACGGCCCGUUCUAGCCCCUACGCGCAUCGAGCCCACCCCUUCACGCGACCCAGCCCUUCCACGCCCUGCGCAGGACAUGCCCAUUCGACCGCCCCCCCACAACGCGAUCCAUCCCCAAGCAAGCAAACAAACAAACAAACAAACAAAACAACAACCAGACAAGAAAAGACUGUCAGCAGGUGCCCUGCGGGAGUUCCGUCUGCCCCGAUGGCCUCGGGGGGGCCACAGAACCCCAGGGGCACAUCAGGGAGCUCAAAGCUGGACAACAAGCGUGCCCUGGGAUUUCUUCAAGCCAGUCCUCUGGCGACGAUCGCAUGCGCCUGCUGCACGGAGACCAAAGGCUACCCCUGCCAAAACGCGAACCUCGUGUUCCCAGCGGCCGACCCCCGGGCAGCCUUCGGCUUCGUGAUCUUGGAGCAGAACAAGAUAUACCCGGCGAUGUCGGGGCACAACACCAUGUGCGUCGCCACCGCGCUCCUGGAGACCGGCAUGGUGCCCAUGGUGGAGCCAGUGACAGAGUUCGUGCUGGAGGCCCCCGGGGGGCUCAUCCGGAAGAUAACUGCCGCGUGCAGCAACGGCAAAGCGACGGACAUACGGUUCAUGAACCAGCCCGCGUUCGUGGCACCCCAAUGCUUGGAUCUGGAGGUCGAGGUGCCCCAACUCGGCACCGUGCGCCUCGACGUCGCAUGGGGGGGUGGCAUGUGGUACGCUGUGGUGGACGCCGCGCCCUUGGGCCUGGAGCUCCUGCCCAUGCACGAGGAACUGUGCCGCGCGGGUGAGAUGAUCAAGGUGGCCACGAGGGAGCAGCACCAGGUUAACCACCCCGAGUUCGACUACCCCGGUCCGGACAUCAUGGUGUUCCGGGGGCCCGCCGUCUCCCCCAAGGCAAGCGCGCGGAACGUGGUGGUGAUGUCAAACGGCGUGUUGGACUGGCAGCGGCCAGCGACCUGGACGGGCAUGAUCGACCGCUCACCUUGCGGCACGGGCACGUGCGCCGUCAUGGCCACGGCUGUCCCGCCAUUCAUUCUGAGGGGCACGGUGCGGAGAGGACUUCGUGCACGAGUCCAUCAUCGGCACGACCUUCACGGGGAGGCUGCACUCCGAGGACAACGUCCGUGGCCGGGAUCCCGGCGGUGGUCCCCAGCGUGUCGGGCCAGGCUUGGAUCACGCAGCUGGCCUCCGUCAUCCUCGAGCCCGAGGAUCCGUUCCCCGAGGGGUACACUCUCGGGGAUAUCUGGAGCGAGUGAGCAAGCAUGCCGCGUACAUCUUCCGCCACUUGCCCUUUCUGUUUUGCCCCAUUUCGCUCCUCAUGCUCCUCCCCCGCUCCACCCUCCCAGUCAUACCCCCAGUUAUAGCUCUAUGUCGAUUGCAAGUCUCGCAGCCGGAUCUUUGGCAAGAGCAGGUCCGAGGCGGUUGCGAAGGCCGAGCGCGUCGUUUUUGUUUCUGUGUGGCACUGGAGCUGAAGGCCUCUGCUGACCAGCGGCGGAGGCCAGCUCUCCGCUGGAAGCUGUUGUUUGCGCCGCUCCGCCAAAA